AUGAAGAUGGAAUUUAAGAUUACCCACACAUGGGAUGGUUUACCUGUGAGCCAUGAGCCGAUAACUGUUGGGCUGAAGUCAGACAACGCAGGACUGGUAAUGGAAGUGAAUGCUCCCUUCUUUAACGAUCCUCCGGCACCACUUGGAGAUCCAGGGAAACCUUUUAGUCGACUGUGGGACUAUGAGGUUGUAGAAGCGUUUUUCCUGAAUGACAGAACUGAGCAGUAUUUAGAAGUUGAACUUUGUCCCCAUGGACAACACUUGCUGCUGCUGCUUUCUGGCAAAAGAAGAGUAUGGAAGGAAGAACUUCCUUUAGAAUUUGAGGUGACCAGAAUGAAAACCAAAUGGGAGGGUAAAGCUCGUCUUCCUUGGAAUUAUUUUCCGCCGUGCAUUAACAAGUUCAACGCAUUUGCAAUUCAUGGCUCGGGAGAACAGAGAACAUAUGAAGCGCUUUAUCCUGUGCCUCGGCAUGAACUACAGGAAGGACAGAAACCAGAUUUUCAUCGCCUGGAAUUUUUCAAAGAUUUGAGGCUGAAAGGACUAAUGGGAGAAGAUUGGAAGCAGCCUGAAUCAGAUAUAUGGAAGUCUCUCCCUAGUUAA
Molecule: messenger RNA, 600 nt
Organism: Apaloderma vittatum (bar-tailed trogon)
Lineage: Eukaryota; Metazoa; Chordata; Aves; Trogoniformes; Trogonidae
Product: chromosome unknown open reading frame, human C4orf33
Exons: 5
Coding region: 1-600 (199 amino acids)
Source: RefSeq, a predicted model, not a curated record